AUGCCUCCUCCACCCAAGCGCAAGCGGGGCGACCGCACUUACUCCCAGGACGACGACCGCAGCGGACGACCGUCGCCGCAUCGCCCCCAAAACCUCGGACUCUCGCACGGCCAGCAGCAGCAAGCCAACAGCCCGCGCGGCGGCGGCGGUGGUGGCAGGCGUCAGAGCAGAAACAAUGGACGCGGCGGCAACUCGAGUGUUCCGCAAAGUCCGAAUGUCUCACACCCAUCGCCAACUGCCAUGUCUCCACCCGCAAACACAUUCCCAUUGAGUCGGCAACCUCAGGCCGCACCAUCCACUCCUGCUCCAGCGCCCACUCCGUCACAGCCCUCGACGCCUUCUACACCGCGUGAGGUGCCAAACAGCAAUGAGUUCCUGACACCAGACCGCGUCGCUCACUGGAAUGGCCAGGCACGCGACGCUGUGGUGACGGCUGCUGUGGCUGCCCAGGGUGCAGGCGACCGACUCACCCUCUCGGUCAUAUUCACUGAAAUCAUCGAGGCGUCUAUGCACCAGCUGCUAGACGCUGGUGAACUGGGAUCCAUAGUACGCGACAUCACCUCCGCCCCAGCUGACGACCAGCUCGACCCAGUCUCGACGUUUCUCGACACGCUGGGCACGCUCAGCACGCUCACGCAGGAUGAGAGCAAACACGCGCCCGUACGGCAAAUGCUUGUCGCGACCGACAUUGAGCCUGCGCGCAUGCGAGCCGAGCUGGAAAACGACCUCUUGAAGUCCCUAGGCCUCGUCCGCGAUAGCUUCUCCAAGAUGGCCGUUCGCAAAGCAACCCACGCCCUGUACCGGCAGUCCAACUACAACCUCCUACGCGAAGAGACCGAGGGCUACUCCAAGCUCAUGACCGAGUACUUCACCACCGUGAACAACGAACCGCCUACACAAGAAGUCGUCGCCGAGACCUGGCAACGGGUGAAUGCCUUUAUCGGCGCAUUCGAUCUAGACAUUGGAAGAGUCCUCGACGUGACACUGGAUGUGUUUGCAAACCUUCUUGUCAAGCACGGCAGGUUCUUCGUCAAGCUGUUGCGAACGAGCGCAUGGUGGCCUGAGCUACGUGGUUUCGACAACAUUACCUGGGACGAGGCCGAAGUACCCACACUUCCUCAAUGGGCACGACCCGAUGCGAAACAGUGGUACUACACCGACGAAGAGAAGGAUGAACAAUCACGGCUACGAGAGUCGCGCGAUCGCAAAUUCUGGCAGCGUGUUGGCGAGUUGGGUGACAGGGCAGGCAUCCAGGCAUACUUUGAGCUUGGAAGCCGUCGUAUCACUGCGAACAACCGGCAGCCGGACCAGACAUUACCCGCAGAGGGCGCGACGCUGUCGAAUCAGCAGGCAGCUCGGAAAUGGGCCGACGAGUGGAUGGAGCAGACCAAGACACUCCCUCCCUCAGGAAACAGCAUCGCCGCUCAACUGCUUGGCUUCAAGCUCCAGUUCUACGCAUCCGAUGUCCGCGAUGCCUCCGACGAACUCCCCGAGAACCUCAUGUAUCUGAUUGCGCUUCUGAUCAAGAUUGGCUUCAUUUCCAUGCUGGAUCUCUACCCACAUCUGUAUCCUCUCGAGGAAGACAUGGCUGCACACAAGGAUAAGCUCCUCAAGGCCAAGAAAGAGAAGGAAGACAGUGAACGAGGUGCAGUCGCCAAUGCGCUGACAAUGGCCGGCGCACUGCCCGACGAGACCCCCGGCCCGCCAGCUGUUUCUCGUCUCAGAGAUGCUGAGAGCAGGUCUAAGUCGGAUACUGCACGAAGCACGCCUACCAAGUCUGACGAGCCCACUGAUAAGAAGAAGGCCCUACCCGAGCCCAAGGACCAGAAGUUCACCCUCUUGAAGAGUUUACUGUGCAUCGGCGCACUACCGGAAGCUCUGUUCAUCCUUGGACGGCAUCCUUGGAUGCUCGAUGUUUACCCCGAGUUGCUGGACCUUAUCUUCCGUCUGGCGCACCACUCUCUGAGCAAGGUUUACGAGGAAUCCAGGCCAGCCGUAGCCGAAGAAACCGUCAUCGCCACCAAGGGUGCUGGCAACCGGGGUAUUAUGAGGCCAAGCGAUUACGUUCCUCGACGAACUCUACGAUGGGCCAAGCCCGACAAGAAGGAUCAAGAUGGGGGAAUUGACUACAAGUUCUAUUGGGAAGACUGGGUCGACAGCGUUCCCGUGUGCCAAGAGGUAGACGAUGUGAUCAAGCUCUGCACCAGCCUCCUAGGUUUGGUGGGACCAGAGUGCGGCAAGGACAGUGUUCUCCUGACCAAGAUCAUACGUAUCGGAAAGAAGAACCUAGCGGACAAUCCCUCCGAAGCGAAUCGAAAGCGAUGGGUCGACUUUUCAGCAGCCUUCAUUGCACCCGCAAUCACCUUCACCGGCAGGAAUCCUGGAGUCAUCAAUGAGGCUUGGGAUUUGUUCAGACAUUUCGACACAGCCACUCGGUAUACUAUCUAUCAGCAGUGGUUCAACGGAAUGCUCAAGCCGGUAAUCAAGACAGCUUUCAAGCAAGUCGAAGUCGAAACCAGGAAGACCCUGAGUCGCGUUUCCGCCACCAACACCAAAGAGUACGGUCGUAAAAUUGCCAAGAUCUCGUAUGCCAGUCCCGGAAUCGUCUUCAGGACCACAGUCAAGCAGUUGGUCAACUAUCCCAACAUGAUCACUGCUUUGGUAGAGUGCAGCAGGUAUCUUACCUUACUUGGAUACGACGUCCUGACCUGGACCCUGGUUACAUACCUUCUGAGCCCUGAUAAAGAGUCAAAUCAGGAAGAUGGCAUGCUGUCUGCACCGUGGCUGAAAAACAUUGCUACCUUUGUCGGUAAAGCUUACGCAAGAUACAACUUGAUGGAUCCUGUUCCAAUUCUGCAGCUCACGACACACCAACUUCUGAACGCCCAAGGCGAGCUGUACAUGUUGGACGUUCUCGAGCAGAUGGUCAAGUCCAUGGGUGGCAUCAGCCUUAGUGGAUCCGUCUCGGAGUCGAUGGCUCUGGCGCUUUGUGCAGGCCCUGCGCUCCGCACUUUCACUUUGCAGUAUCGCCUAGCCGACAACCGUACCCAGGCUGCUCCUUCAGCAAGGCGUCUGGUCAGGUGUCUAAAAGAGACGGGCCUGGGACCACAAAUUCUCAUCGCGCUUGCGCAGCACGUAGAGGCGUACAUUCACCGCAACGACCAGCUCGAUGUACCCGACAAGCCUGUACUCUUCACCGUCGACAAGUUGCGCUCCGACAUGCUCCAGUAUAUGGAGCUCCUCCGAACAUACCUCUCUGUGGAUGACUUUGACGCUGUUUUCCCUUCUCUGGUAGAGAUGAUAGCGGACUACCACAUCGCGCCAGAUGUCGCUUUCACCAUCGCUCGUACGAGCAUAGCAGCCAAGGCUAAUGCCUUCCGGGUUGAGCAACGCUCGAAGUUAGUCCUCGAUGCGCAGACGAAUGGCGAUAUUGCCAUGAGUGGUGUGGAAGAGGCGCCCGCCGUGAACGGAGAGCAAGAGGCAUCGAAAGCAACCGAAGACGUGGAAAUGAAAGACUCCGCAGCGCCUGGAGAGUCUACUUUCGCUACCUCAGAUAAGCUGUCUUUGGCCGAUGUACCAAACGCGGAGAUUGAAGGUCUUGCGAGCCAGCUCAAGCAACAGCUACCCGACGCUUUUGGCGACUACCCUUGCCUGUCCUACUACGUCACCUUCUGGCAGUUGUCUCUGCCAGACGUUGUCGCUGAUGCCGAGAGCAUCAAGCAGCUAUACAAGGAGUCGAUCGAAAACUUGGAGCGACAGCUGCCCGCCCCUGUUCCCGAGCGCCGCGGCUACCGACCCAACGUACCCAAAGCUGAUUCCGAAGCAACGAAGAGUAUCAAGGAGAACAUUGCCAGGCUCAAGGAAGAGCAGCAAACUGUCACUAAGAACCACGCUGCGACGCAGGAUAGUCUCCGCGUUGAGUUGCGCCGAUGGUUCGAGGGUAUUCCAAUGAUGGGUCCGCAGUGUGACCUCCUGCACAACGCUCUUCUCCAGGAUUGCUUCAUUCCUCGCAGUCGCAUAUCUCAAGAAGACGCACAGUAUGCGUUCUCCAUGCUCAUUUUCAUGCACAGCUCAGGCGUGCCGGGAUUCCGCAUGAGCAGAUUACUGGAUAUGCUCUUCAACGCCAACAGACUUACGUCCAUCAUCAGCAUGUACACCGAAGCAGAGUCCUCAUCUUUUGGUCGUUUCCUCGGUGGCAUUCUGCGUGAGCUGCAAAUUUGGCAGGAGAACAAAGAUGAUGCUUUUGUCAAGCGCGCCCAAGGUUCAGAGAAGAACCUUCCUGGCUUCGGCAGGGGCUACGACGGAGAACGGAACCCGACGAGCUUCUUCACGUACGAUCAGUUUUGCAUGGUCUUGUUUAAGUGGCAUAAGGCACUCGCGGCUGCGCUCAAGACAUGUCUGGAGAGCGGGGACUAUAUGCAGAUGCGUAAUGCCAUCAACGUCCUUCACGCGCUGGGUACCAAUUUCCCUAGAGUGAAGAGCUUGGGCACAGAGCUGAAGGAGACGGUUGCUCACUUGAAGGAGGCAGAGGAGAGGCAGGAUCUUAAGAGGGCUUUGGAAUCUGUUCUUGGUCCCAUCCUCAAAGGAGAGAAGCUCUGGCAGGAGGACCAUGUCUUCCGCAACGUACCGGCGCCCCCUGGACUACCGACAAAUGGAAGUGAGAAGUCGACAGUGGAGAAGGGUAAGACUCCACAGCCACAGGACACAAAGCUCGACGCAUCUGCGCCUGCUUUCAAGCCGAAGCCCGAAACAAACGGUACCCCACUACGCGAAUCAAACGACAGGUCGAAGCAUGAUAGCACAACACCUGCGCCUUCGAGAGACAGAGAGCCAUUCAGGCCAACGCCAAAAGCCUCCGACAGUAGGCCUUCCACGCCAUCACAACCGGAGACAGGUUCUGGCAGGCCUCCAAUCAAGGGCCCUCCGAUGCAUCCAUCGUCUGUUCCGCUGCGACCAGAUAAUAGAAACACGCCUGGUCACAACACCCCAGUCAGUAGAACGCACGCACUGCCAACACGACCAGACUCGCAACCGAGGACACGACAAUCGGAACGCCCCAUGGUCGACCGUACGCCAGAGGCCGCGCAUGGUCGAUAUGACAGUCGGGGUCCCCCAGCCGAAUAUGGCCGACUAGAUCGUACGGCGGAUGCUGCACGUCAGCGUGAGGCAUCGCCAGGUCGGCGCGGUGGGCGACCGCUACCUGGUGGCAGAACACCCGAGAGGAUGCCGCCAGCGGCCGAGCAUCGCGAAUGGUCUGGCAGAGAACGCGAUUACGAUUACGACGAGCGGGCUAUGCGAGCACCUCCGCGAGAUGGGCGAGCGCCUGCGGUACGACCGCCCACAUGGGAUCCAAGAGACCCUUACGAUGCGCGGGAUUCACGUGAGCGUUCUGAUCCCCGAGGUUAUCCUGCACCUGCAGCAACGGAGCCUCGCAGGAUGCCGUCUACUUCAUCAUUGGCCAACGAGUACCGCCGAGAUGGUCCCCCGGUCAACGCCCCGUAUGCUGCGGAACAGAACGACAGGUCUUCGCGACUCCCACCGGUGCCAGUCGCAGCCAAAGAAGAACCUACAGUCAACCCAGCGCGUGCUGCCUUGAUCAAUCAAGCAGAACAUGGCAGACAUGGACCACCGAGGUCUGACCGCGACAACCGCGGCGAGCGAGAUGCUCGUUUGAACUCGCCUCGUCAUAGCGAUGAUAGACGCGGUGAUGACCGUCGACUCGACGAACGCCCUCCUCCUGGAUAUCAUGGUCGGAAUGAUGCGCCACGGGAUCCUCGGGAUGAGCGUCCUCAGAUGCCACCCUCUAGUGGGCGAAACCACCGUGAGGAUCCAGGAGCCAGUGCUCCAACCGGUCCGCGUGGUGGUCGCAACGAAGCCGCUGCAACAUCCCGGGCCUCGCGGGAGAUGUUCCAGCCUACACCUGGACCACGGGCACAAGACCCCAACUAUGGCCGGCUGAACCAGCCUGCAGAGCCGGCGCCGCCGCCGUCUGGCCCACGCAGCGAUCGAACAUCGCAGCCUUCAACACCGAGUGCACCCACCGGCCCCGCAGCAUCACUACCAGCAGGCAUCCAUCCUAGUAGGCUGGCACACAUCGAGGGCAGAGCACCAAGCGGGCCACCACUUCAGACCAAUAUGCCGAACGCUCCAAGCGGUCCGCGUAACGGGGGUCGUGCUCCUCAAGGUCCUAUCCCAUCAUCACCAGUUGGUCCGCGACCUCCCACAGGUCCUGGAGGACCUAGGAAUGCCGGCAACCCACUACGUGCGAUCAACAACGUAUUGACUGGAAACGCGCCUGCCGAUCGAUCAAGCGAACGCAAUGCACCUCAUUCCAACCCUCCGGUGCGGGGUCGCGGUGCUACUCGCGCCAACGGCCCAAUGGACGGAUCAGACAUGACGAGCCCAAUGCCACCGCCCUCGCUUGACUCAACGCCCAACCAGCACCCGAGGAGCAGUCGAAACGACGAUGUACCGAGCCGGAUGGAGGGCGCUCCACAAGAAGAAGGCCGUUCGGAAUCUCGCAGUCAUCGACACCGAUCAGGUCGCGAGCGCUCACCCGAUCGAUCCGGACGCCAUCCCGAAGAGCGAAGCAGCCGCACUGCCCCUUCUGAACGCGCAGAGGGCGAACGUGGCUCCGACCGCGGCCGCGAGAAACACGGCAGCAACCGAGAAAGCAGCCGUCGCGAACGCGGCGAACGAGACGGCGAACCGAGAUCAGGACGCGAGCCUCGCGAAAGCAGCAGACGCGAGCGUGGCUCCCGAGACGACGGACGCUCUUCAGGCGCUAGGGAAGAAGGACGCUCGGAUCGGAGGAGCCGUGGUGGCGGCGGAGGAAGCAGCCAGGGAGACGAAGCACGCAAGAGGGGACGCGAUCCCCAGGAUCAAGCCCAUGGAGAUACCAAGAGGAGGCGUUAG
Molecule: messenger RNA, 6915 nt
Organism: Alternaria novae-zelandiae
Lineage: Eukaryota; Fungi; Ascomycota; Dothideomycetes; Pleosporales; Pleosporaceae
Exons: 3
Coding region: 1-6915 (2304 amino acids)
Biological process (GO): mRNA processing; mRNA export from nucleus
Cellular component (GO): THO complex part of transcription export complex
Molecular function (GO): mRNA binding
Source: RefSeq, a predicted model, not a curated record